Messenger RNA from Trachemys scripta elegans, 1217 nucleotides. It is a transcript of the gene HSPB3, whose product is annotated as heat shock protein family B (small) member 3. The transcript has a single exon. NCBI's taxonomy places the organism in Eukaryota, Metazoa, Chordata, Testudines, Emydidae. The record is from RefSeq and is a predicted model, not a curated record. The coding region runs from base 121 to 567 and encodes 148 amino acids. Gene Ontology annotation, cellular component: cytoplasm; nuclear speck.
CAUCAACUGAUAAACUAGACCGGGAGUAGGAAUGCAACUGGAAAGAGCUCACUACGCCAGUCUUACUCUACUGCUUUCACUGGCUAUCAGAAAGCAGUAACUCAUAUUUUUGUCUCAGCAAUGGAAGGAGUAGUUACAAGACACUGGGUGGAAACUCCUGUACGUUAUCAGGAGCAGUUUGCUGUCCAAGAUCUGGAAGCGUGCAAGUUGGAUCACUCUUUAUAUGCUUUGCCAGGCCCAUCCAAGGCUGAGGUGAGAAGCCGACAUGCAACAAAAAGUACAGCUACAGCACAGGAGGACAGCACCGAAGAAGGCAAACCCAGCUUUCAGGUCUUACUGGAUGUUGUGCAGUUCCGUCCUGAAGAUAUCAUCAUUCAGACUUUCGAAGGCUGGCUCCUGAUCAAAGCUCAGCAUGGACCUAGGAUGGACGAACAUGGUUUCAUAUCCAGAAGCUUUGUUAGACAAUACAAAUUACCUAAUGGAGUCAAGAAAAAAGAUUUGUCUGCUCUCUUCUGCCAUGAUGGCAUUUUGGUUGUUGAAAUGAAGAGCUCAGAGGGAAUGGACUAAAGUCUUUUUAAUUGUUAUUGGUGAGAUGAUAUUAUUCCUAAUGUAACUCAAACAAUGCUUUGCAAUGUAGCCAUGCAUGUGAAGUUGUUGGUUUGUAUUUACAAUGGAGAUAAGAACAAAACUUUGCAUAUAUUUUCUGUGUGUUGAGUUUUAUUGUUUGAUGUGAAAUGUAAGACUACUUUCCUUCAGCUGCAUAUAUGCUGGAGACCCAUGCUUUUUAGAUAAAAGAAAGUUUAUGGCAGUCAUAACAAAUGAAAAAUAUUUCAUAUAAUGCUCUCUGAUGAGGUACCAAGUGUAAAGCAUGUAUAAAAAUGCCAAUAAACAGGGGUUACCUUUGUAAUAUGUAUUCAUGAGAUAAAUAAUGAAAGGAGCAGCAGACAUUAGUCUAUGAGUUGUAUGGAAUUUUAAUUUACAUAACAGAAAAAUGCCAUGUUUUUAAAAGUUAUAUCACUAUAUAAUGUUAACUUCAACAUUUCUUAGGAGAUGUCAAAGCACGCACGAGCAGCAUGCAUUUGGUCUGCAAAAUAAUUUUUGGGAAAAACUUUUUGAAUUCAAAUUUAUUUCUAAAAAUUGCUUGCAAGUCUGCCCUUAAAAAAUAUAUUGUACUUAAGGGAAUAUUGAACAGCAGAAUAAACAUUAAAUGCAAUGUU